Molecule: messenger RNA, 3001 nt
Organism: Phyllopteryx taeniolatus (common seadragon)
Lineage: Eukaryota; Metazoa; Chordata; Actinopteri; Syngnathiformes; Syngnathidae
Gene: scamp1
Product: secretory carrier membrane protein 1
Exons: 9
Coding region: 205-1254 (349 amino acids)
Biological process (GO): protein transport
Cellular component (GO): recycling endosome membrane; trans-Golgi network membrane
Source: RefSeq, a predicted model, not a curated record
CCUCCCCUUCCCCCAACCCGCCGGUUUUGUGUUGUGCUUACCGGGCUAACGGAGCUAGCAACGAGCGGAGGGUCCUCCAUCAGCGGGCGGCGGAGAAGACCGCAGGCGGCCAAAGGGGAAGCCAAGAGCGAGGAGGGACCGAAUAUUGCCAAGCGAAUAGGGGUGCGCUGACACACCGGAACGAGUUCUCUGAAAGGCUGUAAAAUGUCCGACUUUGACAGCAACCCGUUUGCGGACCCGGACUUCAACAAUCCGUUUCAGGAUCCCUCAGUGACACAGGUGACCCGGUCUACUCCUCCCGGUGGUCUGGAAGAAUACAACCCCUUCACAGAUGCCAGAACAGCUGCCCCUGGAAAUGCCCCCAAGUCUGCUCCAGCACCUUCGCAGAACACACAACCUGCCAUAAUGAAACCCACAGAAGAGCCCCCAGCUUACUCGCAGCAACAAACACAGGACCAAGCACGUGCUCAGGCUGACUUGCUGAGAAGGCAGGAGGAGUUGGAGAGGAAAGCAGCCGAGCUCGACCGCAGGGAGAGAGAGCUGCAGUCUCACGGAGGAGCCGGUCGUAAGAACAACUGGCCUCCCAUGCCUGAGAAGUUCCCUGUAGGUCCGUGUUUCUACCACGACAUCGCAGUGGACAUUCCCAUCGAGUUCCAGAAGACGGUGAAGAUCAUGUACAAUCUCUGGAUGUUCCACGCCGGCACGCUCUUUGUGAACAUGUUCGGCUGCUUGGCCUGGUUCUGCGUGGAUCCAACCCACGGUGUCGACUUUGGCCUGGCCAUGUUGUGGUUUCUGCUCUUUACGCCUUGCUCCUUUGUCUGCUGGUACAGACCGCUGUAUGGGGCUUUCAGGAGCGACAGUUCUUUUCGCUUCUUCGUAUUCUUUUUUGUCUAUAUCUGCCAGUUUGGAGUUCACGUGCUACAAACGAUCGGCAUCACCGGUUGGGGCACAUGUGGCUGGAUCACAGCGCUAAUGGGCCUGAACAGCAGCAUCCCGGUGGGCAUCAUCAUGCUGCUCAUCGCCGCACUCUUCACCACACUCUCCGUGGGCUCCCUCAUCAUGUUUAAAAAAGUAACGGACUCUUCCUACGCUGAUGCUCUCUUGGCACAGUGGUUGGGAAUCACUGAUCUAUCGAAUAGUACACGCGCUGUAUCGGACCACCGGUGCCAGCUUCGAGAAGGCUCAGCAGGAGUUCGCCACCGGCGUCAUGUCCAACAAGACGGUCCAGACGGCAGCGGCCAACGCUGCGGCUAACGCUGCAUCCAACGCCGCCCGUGGGGCCUUCAAGCCUCAUCCAUAGACACACGCACAGAAACAGAUGCAAAAAUCUGUCCCUGUUCAAUCACCCCCAAUUUGCUAAUGUCUCCAAAAAAUGUCUUCACUCCAAAUCUAAACUCAUAACAGCUGCCUCUUACCCUGCUUCGUGUGCGUCCCAACCCCGAGUGAGUCACGCUUUGUCCUAGUCAUCUCUGUCAGUGGGAUUUACAACCCCACACAAAAUAACCCCCUGUUCACCUUCUGAUUGACUGGACGGGUCAGUAGCUCCGCAGCGAGAUUGAUUGACGGCAUGAUGUGUGCAUGUUCAAGCACACUCAACAAGGUAGCUAAUUCAUUAGCGUUGUGUCUGCUGGAAAUGUGACCUGCAUGUCCAAUGGCUGUUUGACAGACGCCUGGUAAAAGGGAGGACGACUCAAAAGACGUCUGUGAGCGUGUGUGACAUCAUUUGUCUUUGUAGCCUGUCACACGUUGAAAAAAAAAUAAUAAUCUAAAGCUGCUAUCAAUCUGGAUGUGGCCUCUUGCUGUUUUCGAGUUCCUUCUCAUGAAGGGAAUUCGCACGAGACUCAGCAAACAUGCUGACAUAAAUGGAUUUUUUGGGGGUAUGAGUCAUGUGACCUGUUUUAAAAACAGAAUAAUUGGUAUGUUUAAAAAAAAAAAAUAAUGUAUCCCAGUGUUAAAUGAUUGCAUGUGGCUGACUGGUGCACAUUACCCCGCAUACAGCGAUGAUCAUGUUCGUUUGGCAACCUUUGUUAAGCCAAGGCACAUUUUUGUUUUGAAAACACACUGCACACCACUGAACAAAAAUCUCACGAAAAGCAUACACUGAAGUAUGGACGAUCCCACAAGUUCUUCCAUCUAGUGGAAGAGCAUUUAAUUGUUCUGCCUGUCACUGGCAUAGAUAGUUAAACAAAGAUGCAUUAUUUGCAGGAAAUAAAUUGUAAUUUGCAGUAAUCCUGUGGCCAUUUGUGUCAGAAUCACUGUGUUUAAAAGCUGUACAGACUACUGUCACCAACUGGAUUUGUGUUGUACUUCUGCAGCCCUUGUUAUGGGGGGGUGCAUGCCACACGGCAAAUGACCGAAAUUGUUGUUGUUACAAAUGUUGGACUGAAUCUCAACCAUAGUACUGGAAGGCUAAUAGCGACAUGAAUAUGCCAACACUAACCAUAGUAUUUCUUUUAUUUGGAGUUUUGUUUGAAAUUUGAUAGUCGUUAGUUGUUCUUAUUUAUAGCAUAAUUUGGUUUUACAUGUAUUAUGUGUUACGUGCAUCAAAAGGGGUGCUUGUUUUGAAGGUAUGACUGAAUACAUAAGACAAAUCCCGCAAGUGUUAUUCUACUGUAUGUCCUCAAAAGCUGUGAGAAAUCUACCAAAUGUUCAUUGAGAUUUUUCUUUUCUUUUUAAAUCUCAGUUUGUGAUGUGCUCUUUUGCCAUACUUAACGACAUUGAAAGUCGUAUUGUGCAAGCCAGUCUAUAUUACAGAAUGUGUUUAAACAACAACAAAAUGACGUGUUUUAGACCAUGUUACUUCACUGAAUUAAGAGAAUAAACUAAUUUAAGAGGAAUACCGUACUUGUACAUUCUGUAAAGUUGAUCAUUUGAUGCCCCCUUUAGGAAUCGUGUGUAAAAAGAACAUUUAAUGCACUCUUGUCUGGCCUUUGUCGCAUGUGAAAUAGUUUUCAGUUUUGUAUAUUUAUGGUAUUAACAUGGAAUAAAGAUUUGAAAGAUA